Messenger RNA from Python bivittatus (Burmese python), 1445 nucleotides. It is a transcript of the gene PLPPR5, whose product is annotated as phospholipid phosphatase related 5. Gene Ontology annotation, biological process: signal transduction; phospholipid metabolic process; phospholipid dephosphorylation. Gene Ontology annotation, cellular component: plasma membrane. Gene Ontology annotation, molecular function: phosphatidate phosphatase activity. The record is from RefSeq and is a predicted model, not a curated record. Lineage: Eukaryota; Metazoa; Chordata; Lepidosauria; Squamata; Pythonidae.
GCGGGCGGAGCGCGCAGCCGGGGAAGGGGCCUGCCGCGGCCGCUGGAGUACAUGCCAGUGCCCUCUCCUCCUCUUCCUACCAGAAUGCUUUACUUCCAGAUGGUGAUCAUGGCAGGGACUGUGAUGCUGGCUUAUUACUUCGAGUACACCGACACCUUCACGGUCAACCUGCAGGGCUUCUUCUGCUACGAGAGCGCCUACCGCAAGCCUUACCCGGGCCCGGAGGAGAGCAGCGCGGUGCCCCCCGUGCUCCUCUACUCGCUGGCGGCGGGGGUGCCAGUCUUGGUGAUUAUUGUUGGAGAAACUGCAGUGUUUUGCUUACAGAUGGCCACACGGGAUUUUGAAAACCAAGAAAAAACAAUAUUAACUGGAGACUGUUGCUAUAUAAACCCACUUGUGCGCAGGACUGUCAGGUUCCUUGGCAUUUAUGCAUUUGGACUUUUUGCCACAGACAUAUUUGUAAAUGCUGGACAAGUAGUAACUGGGAAUCUUGCGCCUCAUUUCCUUGCACUUUGCAAACCCAACUACACAGCUCUGGGAUGUCAGCAGUUUACACAGUUCAUCAGUGGUGCAGAGGCUUGCUCUGGAAAUCCUGAUCUUAUCAUGAGAGCCCGAAAAACUUUUCCAUCCAAAGAAGCAGCUCUGAGUAUAUAUGCAGCAACAUACGUGGCUAUGUACAUCACCCACACAAUAAAGGCCAGAGGAACCAGGCUGGCAAAACCAGUUCUUUGCUUGAGCUUAAUGUGUAUGGCAUUUCUUACUGGUAUCAACAGAGUAGCAGAAUAUCGAAAUCAUUGGUCAGAUGUGAUAGCAGGAUUUCUAGUCGGUAUUUCAAUAGCUGUGUUUUUGGUGGUAUGCGUGGUUAAUAAUUUUAGAGGUAGACAACCAGAAAAUGAACAUUCGCACAUGGACAAUCUGGCACAAAUGCCUAUGAUCAGCAUCCCUCGGGUAGAAACCUCCUUAGUAAAGAACCACAUCACAGCCUUUGCAGAAGUCACAUGAUGGAGAAAUGGAUGUCUAUUCACUACAUUGGACGUCGUCUCUUUUCACAGUUCACUCGUAAUGACUGAAACAAUUUCAGUAUUAAAAAAAAAAAACUUAUUUGGUUUUAGAAUCUGAUCUAGCAGCAUUAAAAUUUACAGCAACCUAUGAGGAAUAUGCCUGAGUUAAGAAUAUUUUCCAACUCCAAUCAAAAGCAUUGUACCAUUUAGGGACUGUGGGUGGGGGAAGAGUGAACCUAAGCAUGGCACAUAAACAUACCAUUUCCCCUGUUUUGGCAUAUUUAUUUCCUAACAUGGUCAUGUAAGUAUUAGACUGUAUUCCAGGGAAAUCGGGUUUUUAAAAUUCAGCAUGACACUUACUCCCAUUUAAGCAGAUUUCAAUGUACACUUUUCUAAAACAAUCAUAUCCAGAACUCAAAUGCCACUGGCACUUCAUAUUAUAUA